Messenger RNA from Guillardia theta CCMP2712, 2330 nucleotides. RefSeq lists its product as hypothetical. The transcript is spliced from 6 exons. The record is from RefSeq and is a predicted model, not a curated record. Gene Ontology annotation, cellular component: cytoplasm. Gene Ontology annotation, biological process: cellular response to heat. The coding region runs from base 1 to 2211 and encodes 736 amino acids. Gene Ontology annotation, molecular function: ATP hydrolysis activity; ATP binding. NCBI's taxonomy places the organism in Eukaryota, Cryptophyceae, Pyrenomonadales, Geminigeraceae.
AUGCCAGAGACGCUGUCACAAUAUGCCGUCGACCUUGUCCAGAAGGCUAUCGAUGGAAAGCUUGAUCCCGUUGUCGGCAGAGAUGAAGAAAUCCAAAGGACGAUUAGAGUUCUGUCAAGGAGGACUAAAAACAAUCCUGCACUUAUCGGAGAGCCUGGAGUGGGCAAGACAGCGAUUGUGGAGGGUCUUGCACAAAGGAUUGUAGCAGGCGAUGUGCCAAAAGUUUUGCAGAAAUGCAGGAUCAUGUGUCUUGAUAUGGGGUCUCUUAUUGCAGGAGCCAAAUAUCAGGGACAGUUUGAAGAACGCUUGAAGGAUAUUAUUUCAAAUUUUGCAAUCUUUUUUGCUGAUUUCUCUCGCAGGAUUAUUUUAUUCAUUGACGAAAUUCAUCUUGUCCUUGGCGCCGGAAGAUCUAGCGACGGCGGAAUGGACGCAGCGAAUUUGCUUAAACCCAUGCUUGCAAGAGGAGAGUUGAGGUGUAUUGGAACAACCACGUUGGCAGAAUACCGGAAAUACAUCGAGAGAGAUUCUGCUUUCGAAAGAAGGUUUCAGCAAGUGUUGGUUGGAGAACCGUCGCUUGCCGAUAGCGUGAGCAUUCUUCGCGGCAUCAAGUCGCGAUAUGAAGAGUACCAUGGAGUCAGAAUUGCUGAUUCAGCUUUGGCGACGGCUGUCGAUCUGUCCAACAAGUAUAUCACUGGUCGUUUCUUGCCUGACAAGGCAAUUGACUUGAUGGACGAAGCUUGUGCCAAUGUGAGAGUUCAGCUGGACUCUCAACCUGAGGUGAUGGACCAGCUGAUUCGAAAAAUCAAGCGUCUCGACCUGGAGGCAGCAAUGUUGGAAAAAGAAGAUGACGCACAGAGUAGGGUCAGACUUGGCGAGGUUCUGUCGGCUCGUGUACAAGCCCUUGAAGAGGAGGCCACGUUGCGAAUCAGAGUGCAGGUGCAGAAGGAAAGAAUUCAGAGGCUCUCGUUCUUGAAAAAGGAGAUUGAGAAUGCCAAGAAACACAUCAAGAUGUACGAACACGCGGGAUUGUCAAACCAGGAAGACCAUCUGAAGAGGAUCUCUGAAAUCAAAUUCUCUGAGCUUCCUAGCCUAGAAUCUGAGUAUGAGACGCUCGUGAAACAGAACGAAGGCGAGCAGUCCCUCUUCAUCGAAGUUGUAACGCCGGAACAAAUUGCUGAGGUUGUCAGCCGGUGGACUGGAAUUCCUGUACAUAGAUUAACGCAAUCAGAAAAGGACAAGAUAUUGGGCCUGCCUGAUAGGUUGAAGGCGAUGGUGAUUGGUCAGGAGAAGCCUGUAGAGGCCAUUGCAAACGCAAUCAUUAGGAGCAGAGCAGGGCUCGGAAAUUCUGAAAGACCCACGGGCUGUUUCCUCAUGCUCGGCCCGUCCGGAGUUGGCAAGACUGAGACUGCGAGGGCCCUCGCGCGUGAACUGUUCAACGACGAGAAAAUGAUGGUGAGGAUUGACAUGUCAGAGUUCCUUGAAGCCCACUCGGUCUAUCGUCUGAUAGGAGCUCCUCCUGGCUACGUCGGAUAUGACCAGGGAGGGCAACUGACUGAGUCCGUAAGGAGGAGACCCUACACUGUCAUCCUCUGUGAUGAGGUAGAGAAGGCGCACCCGCAGGUGUGGAACAUUCUGCUCCAGGUCAUGGACGACGGGAGAUUGACGGACGGGCAAGGAAGGCUUGUCAACUUCAAGAAUGCUGUAGUGAUUCUUACCAGCAACGUCGGAGCUCAAGAACUGCUAGAGGGAAUGCAACCUGAAGGGAUCCCACCCAAAGUUCACAACCUUGUGCUCGACAAACUCAAGAAAGUCUUUCCACCAGAAUUUCUCAACCGCCUUGACGAAGUGGCGCUCUAUGAACCACUGACGAUGGACAAGAUGGCCAACAUCCUGAGGCUACAAAUGGCCAAGUACAAUGAAGUCUUCGCUUCCAAGAGGAUGGAGGUAUCGAUCGACGACGCGGCUUCAGAUUUCAUCGUCAAGCGCUCUUAUGUGCCGUCUCUUGGGGCUCGCCCGCUGAAGCGAGUGGUGGAGCGGUGGAUCAUGACCUCGCUCUCAAAGUUGUUGUUCCAAGGCGUCAUCACAGAAAACUCCAAGACGACCAUCACGGCUGUAGAUGGCAGGCUCGGAUAUCGCGUUGUGAAUGCUACGGGAGGGAUCUCACUACACCUUGAAUCCAACUCCAGCACGGACUGGUCUGAUUCGCAAUAAGUUCUAUCUGAUUCGCAAUAUGUUCUAUCAGGACACAGCAGGGCUGCUGCUCAGUCGUAAUGUAACUCUGCACAUGCGCCCUGCCAGAUUUUUUCAAUGAAGUCAAACAGGAAGAGUAG